Glycine soja is the source of this 1982-nucleotide messenger RNA. RefSeq names its product putative serine/threonine-protein kinase. The transcript has 2 exons. Lineage: Eukaryota; Viridiplantae; Streptophyta; Magnoliopsida; Fabales; Fabaceae. The record is from RefSeq and is a predicted model, not a curated record. The coding region runs from base 673 to 1788 and encodes 371 amino acids. Gene Ontology annotation, molecular function: protein kinase activity; ATP binding. Gene Ontology annotation, biological process: protein phosphorylation.
AAGGAGAGAAAUAAAUGUAAACUAUUGGAGAUCAUUGUGUCGUCCACUCAACUACAACUGGAAAAAACUGAUAACUUCAAGAGCCCCCAUCCCGUGCCUUAGUGGAAGGAUUUUUUUUAUUUUUAUUUUUUUAUCUCUCCCUCGAUCUGACACUUUGUUUUCCGCGGUUUGUUCCACGAGGAACUUACUAAUUUUUAAUAUGUGAUUAGGAAAGGGUAAAAAUUAAUAUAUUAUUUAAAUGAAUUUUCAUAUGUUUUUUCUGAAUUAAUUUUUUGAUCCUAUUAUUUCUGUUGCUUCUGUUAUAUCUGCUGGGUUGGCCGCUGGGUUGGCCGCUGGGUUGGCCGUAGGGCUUGCUUCUAUGAUCUGGGGUUGGUCAAGGCAUUGGUACAGGGCAAGCUUUAGAAGGGAUUGCAGGACAUAUGUUAUGAAAGAUAUGAGUGGGAAGUUCAAUUCCAGCAUGAAAUCAGAAUCUGGAUGAAGAAACAUCCAUGCAGUGCAGAUGUAGUUACAAAAUAGCUGAUUUUCCAACUCUGCGUUGACUGGUCUCCCACAAACAGCUUCCAGGAAAUGACAAUGAGACUUUCCCUUCCAUUUUGUUUUCUACUCCACUCUACCCUUCCUUAAUCAUUCCACUCUCUCUAAAUUCAAUCAAUCAAUUAUCUCUCUAAACCCAUGGAACACGCCUUCCUAGCCAUCGUCGCCGCCACCGCCAGCUUCUUCGUGGUUAUGCUCCUCCUUGCCGCCGCCAUCCUCCUCUGCCAGCACCACCGCAACUCCACCAAAGCCCCAACCCGCAGCACCUCCCAGAUCCGAACCCGCUCCGCCCCCCACCGUGACGCCUCCUCCCGCUCCGUCCUGGAAAACUGGUCCUCCGACCCCAACCUGAUCAAGAUCUCCUGGGAGGAGCUCGCCCGCGCCACCGACAACUUCUCCCCUCACCUCAUCGUCGGCGAUGGCAGCUUCGGCCUCGUCUACAAGGCCCGUCUCUCCAACGGCGCCACCGUCGCCGUCAAAAAACUCUCCCCCGACGCCUUCCAGGGCUUCCGCGAGUUCACCGCCGAGAUGGAGACCCUAAGCCGCCUCCGCCACCCAAACAUCGUCAAAAUCCUCGGCUACUGGGCCUCAGGCCCGGAACGCCUCCUCGUCUACGAGUUCAUCGAAAAGGGAAACCUCGACCAGUGGCUCCACGAACCCGAUCUCUCUCGCUCCCCUCUCCCAUGGCCCACACGCGUCCACAUCAUCCGCGGCGUGGCCCAUGGGCUUUCCUACCUCCACGGCCUCGACAAGCCCGUCAUCCACCGCGACAUAAAGGCCAGCAACAUCUUACUGGACUCUAACUUCCAGGCCCAUAUCGCUGACUUUGGGCUGGCCCGUAGGAUCGACAACACUCGGACCCACGUGUCCACGCAGUUCGCGGGAACAAUGGGCUACAUGCCGCCGGAGUACAUAGAAGGGUCCAAUGUGGCCAACACGAAGGUGGAUGUGUAUAGUUUUGGGAUUUUGAUGAUUGAGACCGCGUCGAGCCACAGGCCCAAUUUGCCCAUGAAAUUGGGCACGGACGACAUUGGGAUGGUCCAGUGGGCCAGGAAGAUGAAGGAGAAUAAUGCGGAGAUGGAGAUGGUGGAUGUGAAUAUUGGGUUGAGGGGGGAGGAGGAGAGUGUUAAGGAGUACGUGCGCAUCGCUUGUGAGUGCACCCGUGAGAUGCAGAAGGAAAGGCCCGAAAUGCCCCAAGUUGUUCAAUGGUUGGACUCAAUGUCACUUUCAACCAAACCUUUUCAUCUCGUGUAAAUACCUUUACUUCUAUAUAUAUAUAUAUAUAUGUAAGUCUAUAAUAACAUUAAUUAGUUUACAUGUUCUUAAUAAAUGUGAUCAAAUCAUCACAUUUUGUUUUUGCUGCCAAUUCAGUUGUGUAAUGAACUCCGAUAUAAGGGUUUUACAAGGUUCUAAGCCAUGCGAAAGUUCCCCAAUUUCUCUCCUUUCUA